AUGCCGCGCGCUCCCCGCUGCCGAGCCGUGCGCUCCCUGCUGCGCAGCCGCUACCGCGAGGUGCUGCCGCUGGCCACGUUCGUGCGGCGCCUGGGGCCCGAGGGCUGGCGACUGGUGCAGCGCGGGGACCCAGCGGCUUUCCGCGCGCUGGUGGCCCAGUGCCUGGUGUGCGUGCCCUGGGACGCACGGCCGCCCCCCGCCGCCCCCUCCUUCCGCCAGGUGUCCUGCCUAAAGGAGCUGGUAGCCCGGGUGCUGCAGAGGCUGUGUGAGCGCGGCGCGAGGAACGUGCUGGCCUUCGGCUUUGCGCUGCUGGACGGGGCCCGCGGCGGUCCCCCGGAGGCCUUCACCACCAGCGUGCGCAGCUACCUGCCCAACACGGUGACCGACGCACUGCGCGGGAGCGCGGCGUGGGGGCUGCUGCUGCGCCGCGUGGGCGACGACGUGCUGGUUCACCUGCUGGCACGCUGCGCGCUCUUUGUGCUGGUGGCUCCCAGCUGCGCCUACCAGGUGUGCGGGACGCCGCUGUACGAGCUCUGCGCUGCCACUCAGGGCCGGCCCGCGCCACACGCGAGUGGAACCCGAAGAGGUCUGGGAUGUGAACGGGCCUGGAACCGUAGCGUCAGGGAGGCCGGGGUCCCCACGGGCCUACCAGCCCCGGGUGCGAGGAGGCGCCGGAGCAGUGCUAGCCGAAGUCUGCCGUUGCCCAAGAGGCCCAGGCGUGGGGCUGCCCCUGAGCCGGAGCGGACGCCCUUUGGGCAGGGGUCCAGGGCCCACCCGGACAGGACGCGUGGACAGAGUGACCGUGGUUUCUGUGUGGUGUCACCUGCCAGACCUGCCGAAGAAGCCACCUCUUUGGAGGGUGCGCUGUCUGGCACACGCCACUCCCACCCAUCCGUGGGCCGCCAGCACCACGCGGGCCCGCAGUCCACAUCGCGGCCACCAAGUCCCUGGGACACACCUUGUCUCCUGGUGUACGCCGAGACCAAGCACUUCCUCUACUCCUCAGGCGACAAGGAGCAGCUGCGGCCCUCCUUCCUACUCAACUCCCUGCGGCCCAGCCUGACUGGCGCCCGGAGGCUCGUGGAGACCAUCUUUCUGGGUUCCAGGCCCUGGAUGCCAGGGACUCCCCGCAGGCCGCCCCGCCUGCCCCAGCGCUACUGGCAAAUGCGGCCCCUGUUUCUGGAGCUGCUUGGGAACCACGCGCAGUGCCCCUACGGGGCGCUCCUCAAGACGCACUGCCCGCUGCGGGCUGCGGUCACCCCAGUAGCCGGUGUCUGUGCUCCGGAGAAGCCCCAGGGCUCUGUGGCGGCCCCCGAGGAGGAGGACACAGACCCCCGUCGCCUGGUGCAGCUGCUUCGCCAGCAUAGCAGCCCCUGGCAGGUGUACGGCUUCGUGAGGGCCUGCCUGCGCCGGCUGGUGCCCCCCGGCCUCUGGGGCUGCAGGCACAACGAACGCCGCUUCCUCAGGAACACCAAGAAGUUUAUCUCUCUGGGGAAGCAUGCCAAGCUCUCCCUGCAGGAGCUGACGUGGAAGAUGAGCGUGCGGGACUGCGCUUGGCUGCGCAGGAGCCCAGGAGUGGGCUGUGUGCCGGCUGUGGAGCACCGUCUGCGGGAGGAGAUCCUGGCCAAGUUCCUGCACUGGCUGAUGAGUGUGUAUGUGGUCGAGCUGCUCAGGUCUUUUUUUUAUGUCACGGAGACCACGUUUCAGAAGAACAGGCUCUUUUUCUACCGGAAGAGUGUCUGGAGCAAGUUACAAAGCAUUGGAAUCAGACAGCACUUGAAGAGGGUGCAGCUGCGGGAGCUGUCAGAAGCAGAGGCCAGGCAGCGUCGGGAAGCCAGGCCCGCCCUGCUGGCGUCCAGACUCCGCUUCCUUCCCAAGCCUGACGGGCUCCGGCCGAUCGUGAACAUGGACUACGUCGUGGGAGCCAGAACAUUCCGCAGAGAAAAGAGGGCCGAGCGUCUCACCUCAAGGGUGAAGGCACUGUUCAGUGUGCUCAACUACGAGCGAGCACGGCGCCCCGGCCUCCUGGGUGCCUCUGUGCUGGGCCUGGACGAUAUCCACAGGGCCUGGCGCAACUUUGUGCUGCGUGUGCGGGCCCAGGACCCACCACCCAAGCUGUACUUUGUCAAGGUGGAUGUGACGGGCGCGUACGACACCAUCCCCCAGGACAGGCUCACGGAGGUCAUUGCCAGCAUCAUCAAGCCCCAGAACACGUAUUGCGUGCGCCGGUAUGCUGUGGUCCAGAAGGCCGCCCACGGGCACGUCCGCAAGGCCUUCAAGAGCCACGUCUCUACCUUGACGGACCUGCAGCCGUACAUGCGACAGUUCGUGGCUCACCUGCAGGAGACCAGCCCGCUGAGAGAUGCCGUCGUCAUUGAGCAGAGCUCCUCCCUGAAUGAGGCCAGCAGUGGCCUCUUCGACGUCUUCCUACGCUUCGUGUGCCACCACGCCGUGCGCAUCGGGGGCAAGUCCUACAUCCAGUGCCAGGGGAUCCCGCAGGGCUCCAUCCUGUCCACACUGCUCUGCAGCCUGUGCUACGGCGACAUGGAGAACAAGCUGUUUGCAGGGAUACGGCGGGAUGGGCUGCUCCUGCGUUUGGUGGAUGAUUUCUUGUUGGUGACACCUCACCUCACCCACGCGAAAGCCUUCCUCAGGACCCUGGUCCGAGGCGUCCCUGAGUAUGGCUGCGUAGUGAACUUGCGGAAGACAGUGGUGAACUUCCCUGUAGAAGACGAGGCCCUGGGUGGCGCAGCUUUUGUCCAGCUGCCGGCGCACGGCCUAUUCCCCUGGUGCGGACUGCUGCUGGACACCCGGACCCUGGAGGUGCAGAGUGACUACUCCAGCUACGCCCGGACCUCCAUCAGAGCCAGUCUCACCUUCAACCGCGGCUUCAAGGCUGGGAGGAACAUGCGUCGCAAACUCUUUGGGGUCUUGCGGCUGAAGUGUCACAGCCUGUUUCUGGAUUUGCAGGUGAACAGCUUCCAGACGGUGUGCACCAACAUCUACAAGAUCCUCCUGCUGCAGGCCUACAGGUUCCACGCAUGUGUGCUGCAGCUCCCAUUUCAUCAGCAAGUUUGGAAGAACCCCGCGUUUUUCCUGCGUGUCAUCUCUGACACGGCCUCCCUCUGCUACUCCAUCCUGAAAGCCAAGAACGCAGGGAUGUCACUGGGGGCCAAGGGCGCCACCGGCCCUCUGCCCUCCGAGGCCGUGCAGUGGCUGUGCCACCAAGCCUUCCUGCUCAAGCUGACUCAACACCGCGUCACCUACGUGCCACUCCUGGGGUCACUCAGGACAGCCCAGAUGCAGCUGAGUCGGAAGCUCCCGGGGACGACGCUGGCUGCCCUGGAGGCCGCAGCUAACCCGGCACUGCCCUCAGACUUCAAGACCAUCCUGGACUGAUGGCCACCCGCCCACAGCCGGGCCUAGAGUGGACACCAGCAGCCCUGUCACACAGUGCUCUACAUCCCAGGGAGGGAGGGGCGGCCCACACCCAGGCCCGCACCGCUGGGAGUCUGAGGCCUGAGUGUCUGGCCGAGGCCUGCAUGUCCGGCUGAAGGCUGAGUGUCCAGCACACCUGCCGUCCUCACUUCCCCACAGGCUGGCACUCAGCUCCACCCCAGGGCCAGCUCCUCCUCGCCAGGAGCCUGGCUUCCACUCCCCACACGGGAUCCGUCCUUCCCCAGACUUGCCGUUCGCCACCCCGCACCCUGACCUCCUUUGCCCUCCACCCCCACCGUGCCGGUAGAGACCCUGAGAAGGAGCCUGGGAGCUCUGGGAAUUUGGAGUGACCAAAGG
Piliocolobus tephrosceles (Ugandan red Colobus) is the source of this 3795-nucleotide messenger RNA. RefSeq names its product telomerase reverse transcriptase (gene TERT). Lineage: Eukaryota; Metazoa; Chordata; Mammalia; Primates; Cercopithecidae. Gene Ontology annotation, molecular function: telomeric repeat DNA binding; telomerase activity; telomerase RNA binding. The coding region runs from base 1 to 3399 and encodes 1132 amino acids. The transcript is spliced from 16 exons. The record is from RefSeq and is a predicted model, not a curated record. Gene Ontology annotation, cellular component: telomerase catalytic core complex. Gene Ontology annotation, biological process: telomere maintenance via telomerase.